AUGCUUUACCAUAAUGAAGAGCUAAUCGAAACUGUAAGACGGAGUCAAAUUGUGGAAGAAAUGGAUCUUAUGGGUCCGAUUUCUGAUUUGUUUCAAAUCCAACACACUCCAUUUGGUGGUAGGGCAUGUUUUAGUAACACAUCCCUGCCCCGGGGUACCGUAGUACUAGACGCCGAGGAUUCCUUGGGAGAAUCAAUUAGUUAUGAAUUUAGGAAAGAAGUAUGCCAUUAUUGCCUUUUGUACGACAAUGGUAAGGUUAUGAAAUGCAGGAUAAAUGCUAGUGAACUCGAGCCACUUGGUGAACAGUUUAAGGGGAAACGAUUCCAAGGUGCUGGAUUAUGGUUUUGUAGCCCACAAUGUCGUGAUGAAUUUCUGCGACAGGAUCACAUACUUGAGCUCAUCAGUGGCUAUGAGAGUUUGUUAAAUGGACUUUUAUUCUGCCAAAAAAGAGGUUCAGAUGAAGACAUUGAUGAGGAAAAAUUGAAUUCAAUACCGAUUGAUCAACAAACGAUUGAAUUCCAAUGGCAACAGUUAGCCGAUGAAUGGAUUCCACGGGUUCAAGGAAUGAAACCCAGUAAAAAAUUAGCACAACUGCCCCACAUGACAGACGACAUUUACUGUUGUGCUAGAUCCAUUUGCAGGACAUUAUUCCAAUUGAAAUACCUCGAUCCUGAAUCUGUGACCAACCGUAGUUUCCAGGUACUACAAUCUAACGAAUUGAGCAAAACUUCCAGGUUUCCCAUUUUACUCAGUUUCCAAAUCGCAGUUUACCAGACACUUUACAUCUUACUGCCGCCCACUCUGCAUAGUCAGUUGUCAAUUCCUAAAUUUAGACAUAUUCUGGGAGCUGAGUACGGCAAUGCCUUUGGUAUUUGGCAAAUGGGGGAAUCUGUGGGGGACAGAGAAUACUUAGGAUACUGGUUAUUCCCUAGAGCAUCUUUUUUCAACCAUUCGUGUGAUCCUAACGUCGAUAAAGUUCGUAAGGGAAGAAAGAUGUGCUUCAUCUUAAAUCGAGACGUAACGAGUGGUACCCAACUGUGCAUAGCUUACAAUUGUGAUUUAACGCUACCAGUUAGUGGCAGGCAACAAACCAUGAAAGAUAAUUGGUUUUUCGAGUGCAUGUGUGAUAGAUGCAGUUCAGAGCUUCAAACGGUCCAUUAG
Messenger RNA from Zygosaccharomyces rouxii, 1161 nucleotides. It is a transcript of the gene SET6, whose product is annotated as Set6p. Gene Ontology annotation, cellular component: nucleus. NCBI's taxonomy places the organism in Eukaryota, Fungi, Ascomycota, Saccharomycetes, Saccharomycetales, Saccharomycetaceae. Bases 1 to 1161 code for a protein of 386 amino acids. The record is from RefSeq and is a predicted model, not a curated record. The transcript has a single exon. Gene Ontology annotation, molecular function: protein binding.